Messenger RNA from Xyrichtys novacula (pearly razorfish), 29566 nucleotides. The record is from the annotation of a GenBank genome assembly. Lineage: Eukaryota; Metazoa; Chordata; Actinopteri; Labriformes; Labridae.
AUGCACAACAGAAUGUCAAGGAAUAUCUCCCCUCGCUUUCUCUCUCUCUCUCUCUCUCUCUCUCUCUCUCUCUCUCUCUCUCUCUCUCCCUCUCUCCCUCUUGACUCCAUCACUCCUCAUCUUCCUCCUCCUCCUCCAGAGUGCCGCUCUCUUCUCCCCCCUCUCUGCUCCUCUUUUUUUCAUCUCAACUUGAACUAUUCGUGCAUUUAAUUUUUAAUGAUAUGCGUACAGCUCCCCCCCACUCUCUCCCCUCCCUCUCUCUCUCUCCCCUCUCUCUCUUUCUCUCUGUUCCUUCCUCUCCCCCCAUCUCUGUCUCUCUAUUUUCUGCUCCUCUCUUCGCCACCUGUUAGUUAGUCUCCCUCUCCUCGCCGCACUGGAAUUCCCUCUUUUUUUAUGAGGAGUUUCACACUCACACUAACAGUGGGGUAAGUCACAAAUUUGAUUCUUAUUUUCUAAAAUGUUGACGGCUAGAAUUGUUAGUUUUGUGCUUUGUGUAUUUACGUUUUCUUCUUUUUUUCUCUUUUUCUGUUUGUGUUGAAAAGUGUUUCCCACUGCUAUCAUUAUAUCCUCACUUUGCCGGUCUGUACUUGUGUAUUUUUGUGCUCCUCUCUCACAACUGAUGCAGCAAAACCAGACUUUUAGACGCACGCAUUAAUUCAGCAUCAUUCUCACACGGCUCACAGGUGCAACAUGUGUCCUCUUACCUGUUCCUUCACUUUAUUUUCACACCUUCUAAUACACACUGACAUGUGCGAGACACACACUCACACACAUUGAAGUUUACUCAUCCCUGAGCUGUCUGAAAAUAACUUGGCUCUAAUUGACAAGUGCUCACAGUCACCGCGCUUCGCCAUAAAUGAUGGGCUGACUGUCAAGCCCUAAUGAGUAGCUACAGUGUGCUGCAACUGUACUAUACCAUCUGCCAUCAGCCAGCAGCUUGUUAUUUAAAGGUGAACGGAGAUCGCCGCAGGGGCCCUAUUGUAUGUAGGACAAGAGAGAAGAAGAAGAGGAGUACCAGCCGAGAGGGAGAGCCGGAGAGAGAAAGAGAGAGAAUGAGAGAGAGAGAGAGAGAGAUUCUCCUUCUCCUACAGGUGGAAUAAUGGUGUCUAAGAGAGACUGAAAGUGAAGAAAUGACAGAAUUAGAGAGGGGGAAGAAGGAGUAGGUGGAUUAGAAAGGUUGAGAUGAGGAGGGGAUUUAGAGGAAGGGGUGUCCAUGCUGUGAUGUGACUCUAAUUUAAAGUGAAGGAGCUGUAAAAAGAGGAAGAGGAGGAGGAGGAGGAGGAGAGGUUGAAUGCUGCACAAAGAUAUUCCUCCAAGCAAGCUUCAUUUCUCGCUCUAAAGCUUUAAAUCUAUAAAUCUAAUACAUGUACAAGCUGGGAAAAGAAAUGUAAUGUAUGUUGUUGCGUAACUAACAGCCAUAGGGCUGCUGUAUCCUACUGUAUGUAGCUGUUCUGAACAAGUUGGUCUGAAGGAAUUAUGCAAAGUUGCUCCACCAUGUGCUCCAAGGCUAAGAGCCGUGCUCGAGCUUAUACGCAUAAAAAUCAGCAGAAUGUGAGGUGAGAGCUGCACCUCAUUACUGUGUGAGCAUGCAUUGUCACUCUCGUCAGCAACAAGCGGGUGAUGAGAAGAGAAGAUGAGAGAGAGAUUCCAGCUGGCAGCAUGAGAGCGAUCAAUCAUGAUCUCUCUGUGAGCCCCUGCUUCCCCAUGAGCUCCAGGCCUCCGGGCUGUGCGUGCACGGACGCCGAUGCUGCUGCUGCUGCUGGUGCUGAUGCUGGGUGGUGCUGCUGGUCCUCCAGCUUAUAGCCACAUCUGCCAGGACUGGGAGGCGACUGGCUGAGCGCAUUAUACAGGCUUGAAAGCAGAUGCACUCUCUGCUGUAUGUGCGGAGAGAUGAAUUAAUCAUCUGAAGAAAGUGUACCUGCGAUUGCACUGUAUAUGUGUGUUUCUGUGUGCGCUUUCAGGGAUUAUUGCCUCUCAUAAGAACAAUCGUUAUUAUUGACUCAGCCGUUAAUAUCUAAUCAAUUCUUGGCACAGUUAUCUUCAUCAAACGAGGGUUUCAUUUACUUGUUUUUCACCAUCUGCUCAAUGUUUUGCAAUCUUCCACUUAACCUGAUUAUUCCUCCAUGUUGGAAACUUUGCUGUUCUUUUAUUUUUAAAGCCCGGCGGAGCUGACAUAAAGCACUAAAGAUAUGAUAAGAGACACGCUUUCAUUAAGACAGUGUCUCUCCUCCUCAAGUGUUAUCUCCACAAAGCUUAAUUGGCUAGUGGUGAACUCUGACCUCUCAAGAAGUCAUUAUUUUGCUACUGUAGGAGUCAGAAGUGGUGCAGUUACUUCAAAAGGAAAAGAUGUCCAUUAGUUUACGCAGCAGAGCCAGUGGUCUGUCAAAGUCCUUUCGGCCACAUGAGCGGAGGAAGUUUUCGGGGUUGGCAGGCAGCAGCGUGUUUUAGGAGUUUGUUUCAUCUGCAGCCAACAGAAAGCUGGAUGAGCUGUGGUGGGUAUCGCCUGCUGCUGUUGUGCUCUCAGCGGAGAGGCAGGACCACACAUGACAAAUAACCCUCGCUGCCUGUAAUUCUACUGAAGGUCAACACUCAGAGGCAGCAGUAUCAGAGCCACUUUCUGCCACAGCAUCAUUGGUCAUAGUGACUUUAUCCUGAUGGCUGAAGCGCCUGGAAUUAAUCUGUCCACUUGUUUGAAGCACAGAGAGAGAGAGGUCCACGGUUUAUCUGCUGGUGAUCAGAUUUAAUUUGAAGGGCAGAUGAACUUUAACUUCUAUUCAAAGCCAAGUUGUUCCAUGAAUGUGCUCUUGAUUUGCUACUUUGGCUCUGAAGUCAGGGGGUGAACUUUACUUUUUAAUUGCUAGAUGGAAAGAAAAUUGUGUUCAUGUAGUUCUCAGUGUUAUUGGAGAUAGUGUUGCUGCUCUGUUCGUUUCAUGUCUACGUGUGAACAUCAAACAAAUGCAGCUCAAAUGUCUCUUAAAUCUAGCGGCUCAUGUUUUAGUGGAGAUAAUGGCUGCAGCAGGGAAAGAUGUGCGUCACCAUGUCUAAGGUUUUUGAAAUGGUAAAUGUGCUCAUGCAUCGUGAAAAAACAACAUUUUGAGAUUUGAAAUGCUUAAAGCUAUUGUGAGGAACUUUCAGUUUGUGCAAAUUUUGGCACCUCUGUGGAUCAGUGUUUGCUGAUCUUGUCCUCUACAUGCCUAAAGGGAUAGUCCAGCGUAAAAUUAAUUUAGGGUCAAACACACCGUAACACCGAGUUAGACACCCCCUUGAGAGAUAAAUGUUGCCGACCGCUUGCUUCUCCAGUUAUACCAACUUUAGUAACGACUGCAGGAUAGCAAUACAAAGCUGUCUCAGGAGCCAUACACAAACCUCACCUAAAAUGCCACUCUAUAGCCACAAAUAAUGUUCAGAACAGCACCUAACUUCAUCAACAGUACAUAUAGGGUCCAAGCCAUAGUGCUAGCAUUCAAACAUCUUUUUUACUUCGCCUGAUUUCUUUAGCAAAGAGACUAAACACAACUCACCUACUCUCCUCCAGCAGCCGCUUGUCUGGAGCGAGACCUCAGGCAUAUCCAUUACAGACUGCUGCGGGGUGACACAGCUCAAGGAAGAACAUUUAUGAUCAUUUCCUAAUGGAAGUGCAAUCAGACCGAGACGCUAAGGCUGAAGAACUACCGCAUCUGCAGUGCAAAAUGAUUAAUAUGAUGAUUAUUACUUAAAGCAAAUGAUAAAGAAAUGAUCAUAAAUGUUCCUCCUUGAGCUUGAGCUAUUUUUAAAAUCAAGAACUCUGGGACUUGAGCUUAAGUACUCACUUGACAGAGCAACUUUCACUUUCAACAAAACAAUGACAUAGUCUAGUGUAUAUAAGUCUAUGAUGUACAAGUCUGAGUACAUCGCUCCUUCUUUGUAGUCUUACUGUAGUCAAUGUUCAUGUCCGGGUCCAAGCUGAGUCACAAGUGGGACUCGAGUACUACACAUUGUACUGUACAACAGACUGUUGAAUUUCACACUGAGAGAGAGAACUGUAUUUUGCCAAUCCAUCUUUAUAUAAACCCUUCAGCAGCAACAGUCUGUACUCAGUUUUUUUUCCUUUCAAACUCUCUUCUCUAAUAGUUCUGACACGAUUGAUCUGCUCUGUUUGAUCCAUCCAUCUGUUAGAUGAAGAUACACUUAAUGAACAUUACUUUAUUCGAUGUGAGUUUGAGAUCACUCAGUCUUCUAAAGAAACCCAAAACAGCCUUAUGGUUUUCACUUCAAUCAGCUUUCUUGGAUAUGUUCAGAAUCUUUCCUCAAACCUCCCCCUCUGCGUCUCCUCUCUGAUUUUUCUGAACUUCACAGAUGAUCACCUCACAGACAACACAAAGAAAGUGCAAAGAUUCACAGUGCAAAUAUCCUCUUCUCAGUUCCAAUCGAUGACUGCAGAGAGAGCAGAAGGUAGUCCGAGGGGGGAUUUGUUCAGUAUUGAGGACAGCCCGCCCCCUCAAGGCCUGCUGUCUUUAGAAAAACAAAAGCUGUGCGAUAUUUGUAAUCCACCCCCCUCGUUUUUAUUUCAGGAGCAGAGCAGACACAUCAGCCUUGUGGUCAACUCCACUCCCCCCUAACACAACUUUAUAUAAUCACCUGGACUCUUCAGUACUUCCGAGUGUGAUGAAGAGCCAGUGAAGACUUCAUCCUGUAAUUACUUGUCUGUCUAUGGAGGAUUGUUGGGCACUCAAGAUCACGUGUGCAUCAGCUUCUGACACACUGCAAUUUGAUCAGGAUUGAUGAGAAUUAGAGGAGAUACCUAUUCUCCGUCAUCUUUUAUCCUUCCAAUCGGCCCGACUUUAUUCAGAAGUAUUCAAUUGAAAUGCAAAUUUGAGCGCAUAUCUGCUGUAUUAUUCUCUGUUUAUGCGAAAUGUCUUUCUUUCAAAGAGUCCUUGUGUUUGCGGAGGUUGCUGUAUGAGAUAAAAGCUUCAAAUCGUGGUUUCUUUCUUUUAUACAGCAAAUGAAAAACUCCUAUUUUGCCUGAUCAUAUCCCAGAAAUUGCCAGACACAGGAAAAUACCUUAUUUAUCAGCAAUCAUCUUACUAAGCUCCCCCUGCUUUGCUUUGAAGAGCAGAGGUGAAAUUGAAGAAAACAGGUGAAAUCUGAGGAUCAAUGUCUGCCGAAUUUAUUCUGAAAUUGGAUUUUUGCUGUAUCCUUAAAAAGUUUUAUAAUUUGAUCUAACGGUUACUGUCUCUUCUUGUUCUUUCUUUGCAGCCCCAUGACUGUGCGAAAAGGAAAACCUUUAGCUAUCUCCAUCCAGGAGAACAUGGCUAUCGAUGUGUGUCCGGGCCCGAUCCGCCCCAUCCGUCAAAUCUCUGCCUACUUCCCCCGCCUGUCCCCAACUUCCUCCUUCUCUGAACCACUUUCACCCAAUCAUAUGGCAGCUCCCACUUCGCUUAGCCCAGGUGGCACGGGUCAAAGUGGUGGAGCCACAGGAGGUGGUGGCGGGACUGGUGGAGGCGGAGGUGGAGGGAGCAGCCGCCUGCUGUCACCGCUGUUACCAGGAGCGGGUGGCGGAGGGGGGUCACUGUCAGCCAUGAGCAGCAUGGAUACCUCCAUCGAGAUCGACAGCUGUGACAGCGAUGACAGCAGUGAGUCACCUGGAAAUAAUGAACUUGUUUCACUUUAGCUGCCUGAGACCAAGAAUGAAAUUAACUCAGCGCAGGUGUGAAUUCUUGAGAAAAGGUCAAGAAUGCCUCAAAGAAAUGAGAAAUAACACUUUGAUAGAUUACCCUUACUGCUUUUCUCCUAUUAAUUGUGCGUAAUUAAAAUUUCAUUCUCCUGACACUAUAGGAUUUCUUGGUUAGGGGGUAUUGGCUAAAGGAAAAGUUCACAUUUUUUGGAAGCAGGUUUAUAUGAGGUACUCUUCACACUUAGUAGGCCUAAGUGUGAUCUGGAACGGCGGCGAUUUUCACUGUAUGCCAAUUCCUACCGGAUCCGUUUGUGAAACGAACUUCGUGGCAAAUACGGAAAGCGGUAAUCGCGAGAACUCACAAGAACCCGCAGAUUCACGUGCAAUCGCGCAAUAACAAGUUGUCUCUUAGCCACAGAGGCUAACCAUAUAAGCAGUAGAUUGUGUCCUUCCAGAGGAGGAAAUCCACCUCUCGACUUCUAAAAUCAGUAUCUCCUCAUCUAUGGUGUCAUCGGGAUGGAAUACUGUCUUAAAACCUUUCACUUGUUCGUCUCCAGAUCCGCCUGAAACACAGAGUGUUUUAUUUUGAAAAGAAGACGGAUGUUUUAUUUUGUGUCUGUGCCUGACUUCCUGUCCAGCACGGGUUAAUCUGUGCUGAAUUUAUCCGGCCUGCUGCGGCGUCGGGAAAAAAAUAGAACUCGUGCGAUCAGCUGCAGAGUCCGGCAAUCCGCAGCGGAACAGAAUGAAGCCGGUGGAAAUUGACACAUUGACUUGAAUGGUUACGAUCAGCUAUGAUUGGCGGAUACGGCCUUAUCGUAGUUGUUGUGGAUGUGGUGGAAAUUGGGGGUGAGUGUGUUAACCACAGGAGGACCUGGAAAGCCUCAGAGUACUGAAACUGAAACUGAAACUAGGCCAUCAUCUGCUAAAGACAGGACCACCUCUACCACCUACCAUCUAACAAGUUAGGUAAUCUAAACAAACUGCAACCAAAGCGCUACUAUCUGUGUAAGUGUUCGAUCUAUUUAGAAAUGACCCAGCCCUUUACUUUGCCAUUACAAAGCCAUACUGUUUUCAUGCUACCCCCAGAGGCUAACGCGGGUGUUUGCCCGCCUGACCAGCACCGUGAUCAACAAAUGUCGUUUACAAUGCGUAAAUCAUUUCAACGGUGUGAACCUUAAUAUUUCUGCACCUCAGUUUGACAAAGUUUUAAACUCAAGAUUAUCCAGCAGACAUGGAAAUAGCAUUGCCAUUCAACACUGCAUGACAGCACAACAACAGCCACUGGACACCACGGGUUGUGUCAUUAUGCAGUGAAAGAACAUGAAAGCUAAACACUUAACUUUGAGACGCACUUUCAUUCAGCUCUUCUGGUUUACUCAUUCAACUCCUGAAUGGUGAAGAAAGUCUGUGACAAACAGAAGUUUCUUGGCAGUUAACACACAGCCCCCACCAGGUAUCUUUCCUGUCGUUAGUGUAGAAGUUUUUCCCCACCAGGUCUUGCUCAUCCUGAGUAAACUCCGGCUCUUGUAGGUGUCAGUGUGUGCUCAUGUGUAAAUGACAUAUCAACUUGAGCUGUCAGAUUCACUCACUGUCUAGUCUGGUUAUAUUUUUGUCUCUUUAGAAGUUGGCAGACCCAAACAGAUCUCCUGUGGCUAACACACUUUCUAUUGAUGUGGACCUCAUACAACCCCUCUUCAGAAUAAAAAACCAAACCAUCCCUUUGAUCUGUGAUAUCAAAUGAACAUCCUUAAACCAGACCUUUAAAGGGGUCAAUAAUAAAAUAUACCUCCAUUUCCUUUUUCAUUUCACUGAUUAAAUAUAAAAAACAGCAGUAUAAAGGAGCCAUAAUGUGGUUUUAAACAAGACCAUAAAUUGAAGCUUUGUCCUUUUGACUCACCGUCACUCUCCCUCAUAGUAGGGUGUAUGAACUCAGAUGUCUGUGUUUUUAAUGAAGAAUUUUCAUUAACUUUUAAAGCAACCAGGCCAAUUGUUUCUUUUUUUAUCCGGACUACGUUAUGCUGAAGAUUGUUGGCUGUCAAAAAACAUUUACCAGACAAAGAUAAGAGAUCAGCCCUCAAACACUUGAGAACAGGGUAACGCAACAAAAUGGGAUAUAAAACGUCUGUCUUAGUGCUCACAAGGCAAUUGACCUGACAAUCCAUAUUUGAAUCACCUCAAAUCUUCACACUCUGUACAAGUAAUAAAGUCAUCUGUUCAUGAGUAUAACCAAAGUCACUAACAUUUUUAUUGACCUUUUCCAGCAUCUCUGGGGACGUUACAGUUUGACCUCCAGUAUGAGAGAGCUACCAGCUCCCUUCACUGCACAGUCCUAAGAGCAAAGGUAAAUGCUGUCCUCUAAAAAACUCAUCUACACCGGGUAGAUUAUAUGAGUCACUUUGACAGAAAUCCUUUUUUUAAUUGGGUAUGGCAGUGUUUCUAAAAAUUGGACAAAGAAAGUGUUCUCUCAGUCCUGACUAAAAUUUAAAAACUGUUUUCCCCAUGCUAACAGCAGGUUCUUUGUGAGGCAGUCAGUCAGUCUACCAUGAUACAGACUUUUCCUCUAUAGACGCCCAAAGGCUGACCGUUUUUGGUACAUGAUCAAUAUUAUGCAAAGUAACAAUAUAAAGUUGGUCAGAGAGAUGUUUAAACUUGAUCAACCAUGCUCAUAGCCCCAAGGAAAAUAAUCACAAAACAGUAAAACUUGUUGGUUUGGAUAUUUAUCAAACAGUGAUCACUGUAUGGGAGCUCAUUAAACUGUCAUCCUUGGUAUAACAGUGCAAUUUCAAGCCACAUUUACUGAGGACUUUCUCCAGUAUGGAACUUUUGGUUUGAGUCUGGUCAGGUGUCCUCUGUGUACAGAGCGGUUCUUCUUAUCCAUUUGCUGAACCAUUUAUAAUUAAAAAAAAUCUUAAAGGGCUUUCUCUUAACAGUCAGUUGAAGUCACUUACUUUCUAGAAUCAAUAUUAAUUCCAAUCAAAUAAUCAUGUUAUAGAGGUAGGUCCAGUUGCUACUGCAUAAUUAUACAGUGCUGGAUGUAAAAAAGCACAUAUCAUAUCUCACUGCAAGUUAGUGGUGCUACUUCUGUUAAUGUUAGCAUCACUCUGCAAAUUAAUUAGGCCGUUUUUACCAACAGGCUCCAGGAUCCUGUGUUUAAUAAAUUGUGGUCAAGUUCGUUUUUUUUUUUUUUUUACAUCUAUUUUAAAUCUUUAUAGACUGGAUAGGAUAAGACUGUAGAUAGACAAGGGAGAAGAGAGCAGGGACUAACGUGGGAAAGGAGCUGCAGGUCGAAAUCAGACUUAGGCUGCUUAUGUGAGGUAUUAGACUGUGAGGCGGGCAGCACCCCAAGAGUGUUCAAGUCUGGUGGUUUUCUUCCUUUACUACAGCUGAUGAAUUUGAAUUAGAAUUUCCAAUUAAACUAGUGUGAAAUGAGUUGCUUUAGGACAUCCCCAUUCUUAGCCAAGUCAAGACUUUACUCAAGAGUCAAGCUCUGUUUUUAUUACAACCUUUAAAAAGAAAAGAAAAGAAAAGCUGCUUCUGAGGCAACUAAAACUCUGACUUAUUGCUCUCUGUUUUCAUUAUACAGUGGCUUUAAGUGUUAGGACUGGAAAUGUCACAUGAACACUUUUCUACAUCUGAAAUUCUGUCUGAAGCUCUUCCAUUUCAACAUCAGAAACACAGCUUUGAUUUUAGGAGAGUGAAAAAGUAGGACAGGAUUUCAGUUUUCUUGCUACAUUCACAUCGUUUUCAAAACCAACCGUGGGCCUCUGCACUUCAUGCUGCUCACUGAUGAACAAUCUGUCAAAUUAAAAGCCCCUUACCUCCUCUUAAGCUCAGUGUAUUCAAUUCAUUUUGUAAAUGAACCCUUCACCUCCCUCUUGGGCAAUGUUCUCACAAUUCAUUACUGGUGUUGCCACGACUUAAUUUUAAGCCCUCCCUUAAGUUUCCUCUCUCUGUCUUUAUCAGGGUCUGAAGCCGAUGGAUUUUAACGGGUUGGCUGACCCUUAUGUCAAGUUGCACCUGCUUCCGGGAGCCUGCAAGGUUUGCUGUCAUUAUCAGAACAUGAUUUUAAUCAAACAAUUUUCUGCAGCUAAAAGCUGCUACUAAAAGGGCCUUUAGUAACAUGUUACCAUGGACUUUAGUUUGCAUUAUUACCUUGCUUUCUAGGACUGUUAAGCUGCAUCAUGAAAACAAAAGAGCAUACCAGUAAAACUGCUUUAAAAUGUCUGUGUACUCAUGAAAGUUUAAUGUUUUUCCUCGCUGAAGUUGUUUGCUGGAAAGGCUGUGUUUGUUUUUCCCCCUCUUUAUUUUGAUGUACAGGCCAAUAAACUGAAGACUAAAACCGUACGAAACACUCUAAACCCUGUGUGGAAUGAGACGCUCACCUACUGUGGCAUCACAGAGGAAGACAUGCACCGCAAAACACUCCGGUAACUGUUUGAUUUAGAGGCUUUCUUGCUAUUUCUGGCUCCUUCACUUCAAGUCUUCCUGAUCUGUCUCACCCAUCAGAGGGCGGACUCUUACUUACAAAGGAUUUAUUAUCAGCUAUCUCAAUCUGAGAGUGUCUCAGCUCUGUGUUUAUAGCCCCUUAUCUUCUCCUGGUUUCAGAGUUGUCUUUCUCCUUCUAUCUCAGCUGAUUCUUUGAUCCUCCUCUGUCACCCCACUUUCUCUCCCCCUGUCCUCCCAUCCACUCUAUCCAAUAAGAUCAGAGGAGCUUCCCUUUCUCUUCUUAACCCAUCCUUCUUUCUUUGUCUUUCCAUCUGUCCUCCCCUCUGUCUCCUCUCUCCAAGUUGUCCUGACAGAUUAAGGCCAGACUAAAUUCUGUGGGGUGUUUUAAUUUCAUUUACCCACUCCAGAGCAGAGGUGACAAAAGCUGCAAAUUGUUGCUGCCUGUGACUAAAACUUUGCCAUGUGGGAGUGGGAUUUCAAUUGGAUCGACAGUCUGUCUCUCAGGGGAAAUUAGAAAAACCAGCCCUACACUGGCCUAUGAUGGCGUGUUCAAUCAAAAGAGGUAUUUAAAGAUUAAGAGACGGGGUGUUUAACAUAUGGAAACACAAAAACAUGUUGAUACCUGGCCUGCCCUGGCAUUAAAAACUGUCACAUCUGUGUGAAUCUCUGAAUUAUUUAAGGUCUGAAUUGAAUAUCACUCUGAGAUUUUUGGACCUGGAAGAAAGUGCUUUGAGCUUCGCAGUCAGAGUCUCUCUAAGAGCUUCAGCAACAAUGACUAAAACAGGAGUUUUGUCCUGAUUGAGCUGCAAAAAAUUCUGUGCGGUGCGUUACUUGACAUCUAAAAUGGGAGGCAAUAAAAAGAGGCAAUAUAAAUCUACAAAGCUGUGAAAGUUAAUACCAUGCCUCUUGAUGACAUUUCCAAGCAGAAACAUAUAAAUGGAUAAAGGUUAAAAAGUGCAUGACCCAGUAUUGAUCCCUGGGGGACACCACAUUUCAUUAGCCUAUAUAGUAUCCAGAUGACAUUUCAACCGUACUCAUUUAAAAUUCCCCUGUCUGCAAGAUAAGAUUAAAAACAGUUAAAAACAGUGCCACAGAUGCCAAUAACAAUGCGGGAAUAUUGAAGUCAGCUGUGUCAAGGCUGCCAAAGAUUUCCUCAACUAGUGUCUAAGAGCUAAAUUUUACUUUUCAGGGCUCACAAUAUAGCAAAUAGUUGGCAAUGACAUGGCAUGGACUUUUCUGUCCAUGUUUACAUUAUGACUACUGACCUGAGAAUGGACGAUGUAAUUGGCAUUUAAAAACAACAUCUAAGAAAGGAUUAUUAGCUACACUUGCAUAUUCAUAUCUGCUUAAGGCUAGGAGAAAGCUCAAUUUUCAUUAGAUGACUGCCAGUGAGUUGAAGGAUUGCAUAUGUGAAGCUUCAACACAAGUAUGGUUUAUGGCUCAUGUACAGGAAAAAAAAGGUAGUGUCGGCAGAUGGAUGUUUUAUCUGGCACACAUGCAAAAGUUUUUAAAUGGUCACUUUGCCAAUAAAACGAAAUGGUUGUACUGCAAAUGUAACCCUGCUUGGUUGCACUCUGCUGCAGCUCGCUGGUUCAAAAACCCCAUGACUCCAUGCUGUGUGCAGAAUGAUGAGGAGGUGGCUUGUUUCUCUGUUUGUGUCGACAUUUUAUCUUUAAAAUGGACAGAAUAAGAAACAUACAAAAGGGAGCAGUGGGGGAUAUUAGCACUGAGGCUAGCAAGCUUGCUAAUGAAUGUACAUUGUUGUCAUGUGGACGUAUUAGCACUUUUUAAUCAACAGUUACCAACUUAGUUCCUAUCUCAACAACAGUUGUAUUAAUUACUUCUGUCUUUCUUUAUCUCAAACUUUAUGAACAACUACAACAACAAAAAACUAGAAACAAAAAAAAACGAACAAAAUAAUACAUAUGUGCACCAAACAAUUGUACAUGUCAAAGGUAAAUUUACACAAACAUAUGUAUGUCAGUUGUAUUAAUUAGAGUGUAUUCUGAGUCCAUAGGGGAAAGGGCUGUUAUCUAGUGUUGUGUCUUUCGCGAACGAUUUGUUCAAAAGAACCGAAUCUUUUAAGUGAAUGUACAGAUUCGAAUCUCUUCCUCAAGUGAUUCGUUCGUUUCUCUCUUCAGUUGAGCUGAAGUGAGAAACAGCAUUGCCAGGCCAGCAGCCGGCAAACGAGGGCUCACAUGUACCGACGCCUGAAUCACUCGGUGAACGAAUCACGCAUUGAACUACACUCUCUGGAAUCAGUUUGUCGGACAAAACUACAUUUUUUCACUGCUAAAUUGCCACCACAACAACUUUUGAUACAAUAGGACACAGCAUGUAACAAAUAGUGCAUUAAACCUACAGCAUCCUAUCAUUGCAGCGGUUUGCAAGGGAACAGUGCAUGUUCAGUUUGAAUUCUUCUAAAUGUUCAGUGAACGAAUCACUCACUGACCCCAAUUUACCAAGCAGACCUGGUAAAAAGAAUACCAUAGGACAGUACACUUAAAACAUCAUGACUUAUAAACAAGUUCAUUUUUACAAACCUGUUUGCCAAAGCAACACAGCCAAACACUCGUGUCUCCCAGUCCUAUAAGCUUUGAAUUGAACUGAAUCCUGAACCGUUCAGCUGUGUAUCAGUUCCGGAGGUCGGAGUCGCAGGGUUCUCCCACUAAAUGAUGAUUUGGUGAACAAAUCUUUUGAACGAAUCUUUUUAGUGAACUGAUUCUAGUGAUUCAGUACAUAAGAAUUGUCGUGCCCAUCACUACUGUUAUCAGAUUUUCAUCUCACAGUCGUGGUGGCCAUAGAACAUAACAAUGACGAUACAAGCACAAUUUUCAAGGAAAAGUCGAAAACAAAACUGUAAUAAAGAGCUUACAUUGUUGAGGCUCUCCAACAGCAUCAUUCCCAUCACAAAUAACAGAUAAGAACAGAAAAGCACUCAAUCCAUCACAAAGUUGAUAUAUCGAGUGGGUCUCAUGGUUUCACACUGGGAUAUUCUUUUCAGAUCAAACAUUAAUCCUCCGCUGAGAAAGCUCUUGGCAACAGUGGCAAAGAAAACUUCCUUUGACAGGCAGAAACUUCACGCAAACCAGACUUAUUUGUAGACAGCCAUCUGCUAGGACCAGCUGGGGCACGUCAGUAAAAUCCUUCCUAGUCUUUCUUUCUGAAAACUGACUCUUUAACCAUUUCUGUAACAGAGUUUUGAAUCACAAGUCUGACACGAGCAUUUAAAUGGAUAACAGCAUGUUUGAUUACAUUUACCAUCCUGCUGAAUCACCGUUAUGCAAUCUUUCUUGAUAAUGUGAAUGAAUGUGAGACUUCACAGUGUGAAUACAUGCACCUUAUACUGUAUACGUGUAGUAUCACACCAGUCUAGUAUGACAACAGUCACUCUGUGCAGCACGUCCUGACCUAUUGUACUGUCACACACUGUCCCGUCCUCGAGCUCUAUUGGUCACAGCUGUUCUUUACUCAUACAUCCUCUUCACCUCUCAUCUCUCCUUAUUUUCCUCUGCUCCUUUGUUCCAUCUCUUUUUCUGUCUCACUCUAUCAUUCUUAUUUGUCCUGAGGGGUUCAGGUCUCCUUUUUUUCAGAUCGGCCUCUAGACUAGGAAUUACCUCUGCUGAUGCUGAAACAUAUCAGGUCUCCUCCAGGCUAUUGAACUCUUGCACCCUCUACAUCCCCACAAUCUCAUGUUUUAUUGCCAAAACUUGAAUACAGCAGGUGUUGGUGUUGUUUCAUUCCUGCUGUUUGUGAAUUCUUCUUUACCCUCUUCGAAGAUGUGUGUUUCUCCUUUGAAGGGUUGCUUUCAACUUUUAAUUUUCUUCGCAUGUUUUUCACUAAUUUUAACAUGAGGCUCAUAUAAAAAGCGAUCACAUAUUUGUGGCAUACUGAUGCUCCACUUCUGCUUAUAGACGUGCACAUUUGCAUGCAUAAAUGACUCCUCGCACACACUCGCAUUUGAAUAAAUUCUUGCGGGUCUUUAUCUCUCCCUCUCUCACCCACAUCACUCCAUCCUUAGCUCAGUGUUUUUUGAUUCCAACUCUUCUCCAUCCCUUCCACUCCUCUCUGCUGCUUCCACCCACUUAUGCGUUUCGGUUGACAUAAUAGCAGGUGUAAAAGUUUGCCAGGCCUAUAAAUAUGGAUUGGUUUAGCCUUGCAUGAUGCACUCUCGCACUAUCUAAAUUCCCAGAGGGGGAAAAAUGAUAAUUGCUUGUGCAGUGUGCAUAUACAGAUGCUGGAUCUAUUUGCAGGAGGAUGUUUCUGGUUAGUUUUGUGUCAAUUAUAAUAUCUCUCUGUCAUUAAGAUGUGUUGAAACAUUAGAAAUGAUUAAAAGAGUUGCGAUAUUUGAUGCAUACCCCGCAAUAUGACUCUUUGUUAAAUCCUGUAACCCUGUUUCUGCUCUCCUGAUUUCCCCUGUGUCUCCCUCUUUCGAUUCCUCCAUCCCUCCUCUGUCCCUUCACUCUCAGGGUGUCUGUGUGCGACGAAGACAAGCUGACACAUAAUGAGUUCAUUGGGGAGUCGCGGGUGGCCCUGCGCCGCUUGAAGCCGGACCAGACAAAACACUAUAACAUCUGUCUGGAGCAUCCACCUCCUGUGAGAAGAUGAGAGGGAAAGAGUUGAAGAGGGGAUGGGAAGGACAGGCUAAAAAAAGGGAGGAGAGCAGAAAAUUAGAGUUUAUGAGGGAAAUGAAUGACUGGGGGGUGCAGUAAUAUCCACGGUAUUGAGGCUUCUUGCGUGAAUCACAUCCUCAUCUAUUACAGUCGGGAAAAUAAAUGGAGGAAAUGGCACAUGGGGGAUGGAAGAGAAAAUGCAGGAAAUUGCUUACAGAUCAACAGGAGAGGUCUAAAAAUGUCGAUGUGAAGUAGACGAACCAAUCAGCUGCAAUGACGACCACACACCUAGAUACAGGAGAAAAUAAAACGCUCAUGUGUUCAUAAAAGCUCAGAAGUGAAACACUCACAAACUCCAGGAUCAUUACUUUUGUCAGAGAGGAAAGACUACAACUGAUGUCUGACAUAGAUAGUUCAAAACAACAAGCAAAAAGGCUGUAUAAUUUUACUUGUCUUAAAAAAAAGAAGUUAAAGAGAGCAAUUUUAAAACAUAAUAUUAACUUUUGACAGAAAUGACUAAAGAUGUGAAAUGUCAUGAAAAAAAUACAAUAUAAAUACAACAUCAACACAAAAUAUAUUCUCUGGCAGAUUAAGAGUCAAUAAGAUCAUUACUAUACUUACAGGUCUGUGUCUGGUUACUAAAUAUAUCAAAAAACAGGCUACUAGAACAUUCGAGGAUCAACUAAGAGCCAAAAGCUAAAAAAUGACACAAUGUUUUGUUUUUCUUUUAAUUGAAAAUAGACCCCAGGACAUCACUGCCUCUAGAUACAAACCCUAUAAAAUAUAGUUUUCAUUAUAAACCUGGGUUUUUGUUCACAGGAUCAACAAUAUGCAAAGUACCAAUGAGUAAGAGACUGCCAAGACAAGCAAUUGGUCUCAAAAAUUCUCAUUGAUGCCAAAACCACUUUUUUUUAUUGUUAAACUCUAUUUGUCCCUUACAGCACACUGUAGUAAACCUGCUCUUGCACUUUUAAAGCAAGCAGUUCAAACUAUGGAAACUAAAAUAGGACAAACAGCCGCAGACUGAAACUACCUAAAGGACAGUGGUGUCCACAUGCUUUUGGCCAAAUAAAAAGAAAGCCAGUAUCAACAUCCCACUGACAAAAUGAAGAUGAUUCUUGCCUGAAAAGAAGAGUUAUUACGUAAACAUGGAAGCAGAAUAUCUAUUCUUGUAGCCCACAAAUGGCUUUCUGUGCAGGCUAAAUGUCAGCAUGGGAAAAGGGUACAUAGAAACUAGGAGAAUAAAGGGAGAGGAGAAAGAGCGAGAGGAGGGGGGUCAUCGAUAGACAGAGAGCAAGUGAGGGAGAUGAGAAACAAAUGGAUUAAAAAAUAAAAGUGGUGCCCGGCAGGGUGUAUGUGUGUGAAAAGGGGCAGCAGGGUGGUGGGUUUUUGUUCUUCAUGUGUCGGUAUUAGAUUGGCUCUCUAAGGCUGGUGGCCACUGAGCGAUCGAAUGCUAAAGCCUCUCUGUCAUCCUGUGAGCCAGACACCGUGUCAGGCCUGUUAUUUUUUAAGUGGCCUCACCCUUGACUCGAUAGAUCUUACCCUUUCUCUGUUUUUCUUUGUACAGCUCUUCUGUCAGUCAUAUCCCCCUCACAAUUAAUGCUGUUUUUUCUUAUUUUUGUCUCCUCCGCCUUCAGCUGCCCUCACCGACAGCUAUGAGCACAGCCCUGAGAGGAAUCUCCUGCUACCUGAGAGAGGUAAACAUAUAAGUCCUUUGAGCCAAAAUAAUCCUUCCUCUCUGUCAGUCUGUCUGUCAUUUUACAUCGUCUUCAAACCUGUCAACAGACGCAGUCUCACUCUAGUCUAAAACAAUGCUGCUAUUGAGGAAUCACCAAAACAUCAAGUUCUAAUCUUCACUUGUGACUUGAGAUCUAGAAAAUGCUAAAACACAAAAUCAUACUUUACAUAAUUAACUCUGUAGUGACUAUGCUGACCUGAAUUUUAGUCACUGUCUGGGUGUGGGCGCUUCUAGUACAAUCCAAUGUCCAGUCCAAGGUUGUUGUUGGAUAAUAUUUUUGCCAUUUAUUGAUUAAGUGAAAAACAAACAAAAAAAAGAUACGUCCAAAUUACAAUGAUGGUGAUGUACGUGAUGAGGGUAGAUCACUGCUUCACCUGUGCCCCUUUUGUCGCAUUUACCUGAGGUGCCCCUUGUGGUGAUUGUGCGAGUAACAAAACAAAACCCCUAAAAUAAUAUAGAUAAAAUGACUCAAACAAACUCAAUUAAAUCACAAGGUUUGAUAAUGACAUUCAGAGAAGCUCUCUGUUUAAGGAGCAUUCAUUUCACCUAUGAUUGAUCAUGUCAGUGUGGUUUGCUCAGUUUCCAGUUUCUAUAAGAGUGACGUUUGUUGAUGCAGCGGCCUUUUCUGUCUUCCCCUGGCUGCCUUCGUGUUUCCUGGAUCUCCUCGAGAGUUUGUUUUCUUGUAAGCUGCUCAGUGGGAGUGAUUUAUCUAGCCUAAGGGAGCAUGUUUGUCUGGGAUCAAUAUUCUCUACCUCUUGGUUCGUUAUCGUGCCCUACCCCCUUUCAACAGGCAGAUUUUUUCCUUUAGCAUCACAGUUAAUCAAUCAAAUCAUAUAUUUGUUGGAGGUAAACUAAAAUGUGUGGUUUUUAUCUGUUAGUCAGAUAAUCGAGGUACCCUCAAAUCUAAUUUUUGACAUCCAUACAAAUUUCUGAAUUUUCUAAUUAAAGCUAGCAACAGAAAAAAAGGUAGCCACGUUGCUUUUAUGGGACAACUUAACAUCUGGCAUGGUAAUAAAUGUAAUGAGCUUUGGACAACGCUUGAAGGAGUGACAUUUAAACUCCUGUGCUCAAGAUCCAUCCAGCUACUAAUGCAUAAUUUAUUAAGACCUUGCCACGCUGUGAGAUCCAUGUUAAUCCAUUGAUAUUUAUCACACAAGGCUUAUGGGCUGUUACUAGUCAGUGGGUUGACGAGGAUGAUCAGAGUUUUGGCAUGAGCUCAAGCCAGAACCAUUUUCAAACAUGAAGAGUUUAAGGAAGAUCUACUACUGUAUGCUGGGGUUAAAAGAGCUCUGUAAGUCUGGAGACACACUGAAAAUUGUUGUGCUUCUGAGAAAAUGAAGUGAUGAAUAGACAAACUAUGAACAACUUUGCAUCUUCUUUGUCUUUUUAUGUGGUGUCUUAGUUUUGAUUGUGAUUGAUACGUUUCCCAGGAGCAAAAUUUCUUAAGCCUGCGGUUUAGAAAAAAUACCCUGAGCUGACAGGACACUUGGGGAAAUUUUCCUGAAGUUAUCAGACAGCACUCAUGGCUGAAUCAGUGUAUUUUUCUUUGAGACUCUGAGAAGCUUGUUGCCGGAAAUAUGUUCAGGCAAAAGUGGAAAAAAUUGAAACAUCAUUUGAUUUGAUUAUUGGACGGCUUACAGAACAAUCCUGAAUUCUUCAAGUCUUUGUCAGUUUCUGAAACCUUGUCAGAUUUUCAUCUUUUUAAAACUAUUAUGUGAAAAAUGUUUAAAUAUUUUUUGGAAACAUUUUAAGAUUUAAAAAGAAAUAUUGCAGACACGAUUACCAACCAUUAUAAUAUUGUCCAAAACAGCAGAAUUUUACUUAAAAUUUGGCUAUUUAUUGAAAUGCUUUGGUCAAAUUGGUCACAAAUGCAAAACUUUUGGGACUUAACAUUUAAAAGCCUCUUUCAACUUUGCUCCCUUAUAGCUUGUUUGCACUAAAAAAAUUUUGAAACUAAAGUAAAUUUUGGAGAAAAUUUAACACAAAAUGUUGGCAUUUUUAUGAAAACUUUACAGAUAUGUUCAGGAAUUCUUCUGUAGAAUUUCUCAAUUCCUACAAAAAAAAAAUUUACAAUGAAAAUUUCAAUGCAAAUUUGAGAAGAAAAUUUUUAUUAUUAUUUGGAGAAUCUUUUACAGUCAGAUGUAAAUGUUCAGACAAAUUUAAGGCCUUGUAUUGGUUAAAGUCUUUGAAGAACUGUUUUUUUUCCUCAAAGUAGUCAUUAAAAUUUUUUAGAAACCUGCAGCUAUAUUUUCAUUUUACUAAUUUUGUCAAGUUUUCUUAAAACUUUUGAAAUAUUUAUGUGAAAUUUUUUAUUGGAAUAUUUUAGAAACUUAGGGGGAUUUCAGGAUAUUUUUGAUGGAAAGAUUUUUAUACAUUCAAAAGGAAGGGGAUUCAUUUUGUGACUUAUUAAAUCUUAAAUUAAAAAGAUUAGUGUCUUUUAACUUGUUUUUGUAACAUUUAUUCUUUAUUCAGUGCUGUCUUUAGCUCUUAAUGUCUCAGCGUUUCUCACUUCAGACAGAGCUGAUCCUCUCAUUAUGUGUUGGAUAAAUUAACAAAGUGGCUUAACUGGAGGGUAGGUGUGGACCUCUGAGUUUAUCAGGAUAACAGGAGUGACACCGCUGCCUCUGGGUUUCUCACCAUAGUCCAGGUUGUUUAAUGUGCCUCUGCUUUUCUUUAGCCCCACAAACCCACCCACAGAUGUAUCUGUUUCUCAUCCGUCUGUCACUGCAUGUGUUUGUAGCUCCACACUAAUGCAUGUUUAUUUCCUCCAACCUUAAUGAGUUGCUCUCUAUCGAUCUGUGAAGGUCUGAGCCGUUCCAUUACCAGAUACCUGCUGCAAAUUAUUCCCUCUAAUUGCGAGUUUUAAAGUCGGCUACUCAGUCACGGCAGAUGGUGAACUGGCUGCUGGCACAAAUGAUGAUUUCCCAAAGAAAAACACAGACAAGGGGAGGAGGGGAGAGAGAAAAUUAGAAAAAGGAUGAAGCAAGCUGUUGAGACAAUUAGUGAAAGGAAAGGGAGGAGAGUGAGAUAUUGAUGGACCUGGCAGUGUCCACCUCUCGCUUGAAGAUAAGACUUAAUGAGAGAUAAGAUUAUCCAAAAGAGAGGAGAGACAUUCAGUUAAAAAAAAAGGUGUUCAAAGAGUGAUGGAACUUAUUUUAAAUUCAAAUUACAUUUUAUACCAACAUGAAACCAGCUUUUUCCCACUUUCUCUGGGGAGACAUCAAACGUUGCUUUAAAAAGACGCACCUGCAGUAAUAAAAAUCCUGAAAUAGCCAACAUGACUCUGGACUAUAAAUAACAGAAAUGUAUUGGAGCUGUCGGCCGUGAGGGUGAGUCAUGGUCCUGUAGAUCACCAUCCUCCAUUCCUUCCACGCCCUCUGUUGCUGCUUCCUCACUUACUUUCAUCUGUCACUUUGAAUCUGCUCUGUUGAUCCGCUUGUUGUCAGAUGAUUCGGUAACAGCUUGAUGUUGUCGAAUGAAAAAAAUACUUAAGCCAGGAGCAACCGAAUGUACUUAUGUGAGUCUGAGGGUCAUCUGAGACAGGUCUUUGCCGUCAGAUCAACUCCUUUCCUGCUUAUUGUGAUGGUGGUCACAGUUUGUGUCUUUGCUGUGGCAGAUGAGCUCAAAUGAAUGUGAGUGGAAUCUUGAGGAACGUCUGCUGGAGGGGAACGAGGGGGCGAACUAUGUGAAGCAAAGGACUGAAAGUUUAAAAGUACAUGUGGUGUGUUCGAGUUACCUCAGAAGUCAGAUGUCAGAGCUGAAGACGACGUCACACCCGAGUUCCCAGCGUUUCAGAUACGUGAAACAAGAUAGCUACAUCUAAGAAAGUUAUUCUAGCACUUGCCUUAUAUUCAGACAAGGCAAGCGCUAAAAUAACUUUCGUAGAUGUAGCCAUCUUGUUUCCACCUCCUAUUUAGCUUUUUUCCGACUUGGUAACUGAAAUGCAGGUAACUAGGGUGUGACGCCAUUUUCAGGUCAGACUUCUGACUUCCAAUGUAACUCGACCAAAGCAAUAUUCUUACCCCAAAAAUGGUUUAAGCUCCUAUGAGGAAUUUUUUGACAUUUCUGAGGCAGACUGAAAUUAAUAUCAACACCUUUUUAUAAUACACAAAAGCAAAUAAGACCAUCAAUUUUUUGUAAAGCAUCUGAGCACCUGUAAAAGCACGCUAUAAAUAAAAUUUAUCAUAAUUAUUAUUAUUAAUAACAAGACUGACUAUUUUUAUCGUAGUUUUAUAUGCCUGGAAUUUGAGUUAGAGGUAGGUGUCAGCCAGGCAGCAAAAUUAACAACCCUGUUUUUACAUUUUACAUACGGAACAUUCACAAUAAAUGAUGAAUAGAUUUGGCAGUAAAGUUGAGUUUUUUUGCCAGAAGAUGCUACUUAAAGCUCUUGUGAGGAAUUUUUGGUUUGUGUCAGUUCCCUGUGGACUAAGCUGUCUUAGCUUUUCUUGUCCUCUACAUGUCUCCUGAAUAAUAAUAAUAAAAUAUAUAUAUCACCCUGCUGCAUUUUUUUUCUUUUGCAAAAAUUUAAUAUUGAAUCAAUAAAAAUAGGACUGUUUCUUCAGGGAAUCCACAGACACCUGCCCUCUCACAUCAGUGUCAGGCGUUAAAGAUAAAACUUGUCAGUCUUUUCACUGAUUGUCAUGUUUGCUUCAAAGAAAAAGACAGGAAUAUGAAUUUGAGUCUGUGUCAUUCACAUCAAAAACCUCCUCACAGGAGCUUUGAGUAUUUUUCUUCUCUCUGUUAAGAUUGAAUCAUCGCUAUAAUUCAGCUCUGCUCUGCUAGAUAAAACCUAAUAUGGCUUGAAAGGUCGUGAUGAUUGCUGAGUAACAUUUCUAUGAAAAGUACGGUAAAAUAGACAGUAAUGAGUCACUUCAGUGCCCUCAGAUGACUCUUUUGUAUUUGUUUUAUCUUUUAAAUAUAUGCCAGAUGACCACAGCACAGGGCUCCAGACAAAUUGCCCAGUUUUUGAUGAGGUUCGGUCUGUUUGUUGUGUUUGGAAGCGAGUUUCAUUCGGCUCAGCUUUCAUUAUCUUUAAAUUAAACUCCCCCUGACUGUAUAGUUGACUGACUGCAGAAACAAAGCACAUCUACUUUUUUAUCCAACUACAGCAGAGUUUCCGGACCAAUUAUUCUAAAUACUCUUUGCCUCCUAUAUAUUUUACACAAACAUUGUUUCUCCUUUCUUUCCCCAAACAAGCGUUGUUACUUUGGCUUUAACGCAUGCCAGGGGAACAAUUGAUUAAUCAGAGAGGCGUGUAGUGAAUGUGAUGUUCAUUCCCAAAUAUUGAUCAAGAUGUCAGACCAGACUCAGAGCAGCAAGACCCGCUUCUUCGGAUUGAUUUGCACAUUGGUUUUAAAUUAGUGAUCAUUAGUUUCAGCAUAGUAUGUUAUUCCACUCAAAAAUAUAGAAUAAUAAAAGUUUAAAGUUGUCCAAUUAAAAUAACAAGCUUGGUUGAAACAGCGUGCGUACUAAUGACUUAAAUAAAAUAUGUUUUGGCAAAAAUGAAGCAAAGUUUGUUCUCUCGCCACCUCUGGCUUAUAGCCAGUAAAUAAUGAAAUCAUCAAUCUAAAGCGUAACGCUCAGUCUUUGCUUCGUCCUUGGUAUCAGACUUGUCUGCUCACUCUGUUUGGCUCUGAAAUACACAAGGGAGAGUGGCUGGAAUCAAGUUUUUGCCUCAGGACUGUAGAGAAGUAUAUUAAAGUGAUUAUAUUUUUUCUGGCUGCACUUGUUGCUGCUCUGCAAAGGUUACCAAAGAUUGCUUUGAUUUGUGCCGUGCCGCUGCAGGAAGAUCUGCCCUGAAUUCCAGAGGUUUGUUCUCACUGCAGCGUUAAAGCUUUCCUCUAUCAUAUUAUUGACUUUGUUGGUCUCGGUAAACCACACUGACUCAUUAUCACUUCAUUGAGGCGGUAUGGUAAGCAUGUUAGCAAUGAUCCAUGUCUAAUUUAUACAAUCAACAGACAUGGAAGUACAUUAGUAUUCAUUUGAAGUUGUGUCUCAGUCAGCAUGCCAAAUUGUCAGUCUCCUUGUUGCCUUGUGCUGCUCCUUACCAAAUCCUAGGAGAAAUGUCUGACUAUUUAGCUGCUUAAUGAUUCCCUUUGUUUACAAGCUCACUGUGUACUCUUUCUAUCUGUUUGGUGCUGAGCAGGUGGUGUCGUUCCAUUACAGCUUUUUAUCAGAGCUCCUUUUACUGGAAUCGGUUGCUCUGAAAGGUUAACUUAAUUCUGAUGAAAGAUCACAAACUGAACAGCGGCUACAUCUUAACCAGUUUUGAAAACGUAUGAGACCACACAUCGAAGCUCACUCUCUAGAUGGUUCCAUUAGAGCACUACGCCACACACGUCACAAGAUCUCACAGAAACUUGUGUAACCAGAUGUCUCUCCAUGAGACCUUGACCUGGCUUGGUCGCUGUUUUGUCUAGAGUUCACUGCUAUCUUUGUGAGCGGCAACAAUUGAACUAAUUAACUAUCACAGGUUUUUCAUCAAGGCCUCCCGCAGGUCAGGGAGGUUAUGACUCGGCAGGAGCGUUGAUAUAGUCGUAUUGACUCCACUGACUUAGAGAGUACAAAUAAUGAGACACAGCCAGCCUUGAAUAAGCCUCGUGGAUCUUUAGGGAUUGCAAAUCCAGCCUUAGAUCAGACCUAGAAUUGUCUUUUUUGUGGUCAGCUUAAAGCCAAACACUUGUGUGCGAAAGUUGUUGGUGCCAAAUUCAAAACAGAGAACUUAAAGUCACUAAAAUUUGUCUUAAUUCAAUUUUCUGGUAAUAAAAAACAUCAAUUUCAGAGGCUUUAAAGAGCAAAUUGAGUCUUGUUGCCUGUUCAUCAAGUGGUCUUGGAACAGCCCUCGCUCGCUUCAUUCUCAAGAUGCGAAACCUCCUGUUAAACUCUCAACCUUAUCUCGCCACUCGCACACCUUCUUCCUGUUUAUGUUUUUCCAUUUCCAUCUCUUUUAUUCCUCCUUCGCUCAGUGGGAGACCGAGCAGCACAGAAGUCUGGAGGAAAGAGGCCGCCUGCUGCUCUGCCUUCAGUUCCUUCCUCCGGCCAGCGAUGACGACGGGAAGGGCGAAGCCAAGGAGAGGGCGCGUGGCGGCUUGUGUGUGGGUGUCAAACGCUGUGCCCACCUGGCAGCCAUGGACGUCAAUGGCUUCUCAGACCCCUAUGUUAAAACGUAAGUAUGAUAUCAAACUACUCGCAUGGAACAACACAACAAAAUUUAGUUUAGCAACAGUUGUACUUAAGCUCCCGUUUCAAUAACUUUAGGUCCUCUUCAGCUUUUCUGGGGAAAUGUUAAAGCAAGAUUUAUCGAUCAUACAAAAUGUAAAGGUCAGGGUUGUUGUUUUAAGUCCUGCAUUAGUCUGUCACUGUGUCCUCUCAGUCAUCAGACAUCACUUUAUUUCUACUCUUGAGUUUUGAAACAAAAAAUCACUUCCAGAGGUGCAGAAGCAUUUAAGAGAGUCACAAAUUACAGUUACUUAAAAUCAAACAAUUACCGCUAAACUUGUCAAAGAAAAAGAUCACUGUGUGUGUUUGUGUGUUUGUGUGUGUGUGUGUGUGUGUGUGUACUGAUGCACCUAUCUAAGAGUGGACCUCCUCAUAAUUGCUCAUUCACCAGAUGGGGACAUUUUUUAGAUCGCUUUUGAACAUGUUUUAAAUCAUCCUAAAAUCACUUCAACUUAACAACUUCUUUAAAUAAACAAUAUAAUUACAUUUGAUGUAAUAUUACAGUUUAAGACCUUAUAUGUAAGUUUAUUAUUAUUUUUUACACUUGCAAAAUGAUCAGAGAUAGAAGUCCACACUUGGCUUGUGUGGCCUCACAGUCCGCUGUUGCUCAGGUAGGCGUAAGUGUGUGUGUGUGUGUUUGUGUGUGUGUGUGUGUGUGUGUGUGUGUGUGUGUGUGUGUGUGUGUGUGUGUAUUGACAGCCUUCAAUCCAGACAGAGAAGCUCUGACAUGAUCAAAUGUUAUGGUCAGACCGCAUUACAGCUUGGUCGGUGUCAUAGAGGUCCCUCUGAGUUUCAUUACUCAAUGAUGAAAGAAAAGCAAUACUUUGUGUUUGAGUGUGUGUGUGUGUGUGCGCGUGCGCGCAUGCGUGUGUGUGUGUGUUUGUAUUAGUGUGUUUCUGUCAGUGCCAAAGAGGGCAGGAGGGUUGAGUCAUGAUCUUGGCAGGAACUGGACAAAUGAGCUAUAAAAUCCCGCACCUCUGUACUCGGUGUUCGUCUGAUGGCUGGUUCUGGCUUAAGGUUUUCUUCAGCAGCACUGGAAGAUUUCUCACAAACACACAUACGCACAUGCCCUCACAGUACACACUAAUCUUCCUUCUCCUCUCCCAUCAUUCCUUAAACUUAAGUUUUCUCUCUCCUUUUUUUACACCCACUAAGCCGAAGCGUACACAUCCCUCAAACACAGGGCACCUUGUUUCAUUUCACAUGCAUGCUUGCAUCUCUGCCCUUUAGCGGUAGAUUUUUUUUUCCCCAGAUGCUUUGUUGUGUCUGAGAGCGAGUGGGAACAUACGCUGUACGAGCUGUGGGUGGUGGGUGGAAAGCAAAUGUGAAUAGAGAUUUUGCCACGCUCCUUCCAGCUGGCUUAAAAUAUCCUGAGAAUUUAAUGACACCCCGCAACGGCAUGCUAAGCUUGUUCAAUCUGUGCUGCGCUGGUGAAGGUUGUACUGGUCUCACUCACACUGCGCUGGUUUUUACAAACGCUUAUUAUCAAUCCUUUUGGAGAAUUGUUCAAUAUGAAGGAAUUACAGGAUGAUGACUCACUGUUGUUUACAGACAAGAGGAUUAAAAUCAAUGCUAUUCUGAUUAUAAAGGUGUAGCCUCAAGCUGCUUAGCUUUUCUUUAAAUACAAACUUUCAUUAGGAACGAACAGCUAACUGAACUCUGUCCAAAGGAGAUUGUUUUUCCUUUAGAUUGUUUUAUUUUUACCUUGUUUAGACCAAGAUCCGCUUUCCACCCUCUUAAUACAAUAUCAUUAUGCUAACUAGGUUGACUGGCAGCUGGCCUUCAGGUUCAUCUCUGUCCAACAGUGAGAUGGUCUCAUUCACAAAGCAAAGUAAAAAACUUAAUUUAAACUUUAUUUUUCAGUAUAGAAUGGUUCAAAACAAUAAUUUCUUUACAACCAUUUUUUGCUAUUUCUCAAAAAUAAAGACAGAGGGAGAAAUAAAUAAGGAAAAGGGAACAAAGGAAUACAGGGGACAGUUCUUACUCCUUAUUUUCCCAGUGCCUAACAAAGAGGUCCAUAUAGUCUAUUUAUUAAACUUAAAAUGUCCAGCCUCAAAUGGUAAGUUAAACUUUUCAUGGUAUAAAUUUCGCCCAUAAUGUCCAUCCACUGUCCCAGUAGUGGGCGAUCAGUUUUCAUCCAGUUCCGUGUGAUCGCCUUUUUUCAUGCAAUAAUCAAGACCUUAAAUAGAUAAACAUCUCUUGUUCUAUUACUCCCAAAUACAUGAAUUUGGGAUCUUUUUGAAUACUAUAUUGCAGGAUUUUUCCCAGAGUCUCGUUCACUUCAUCCCAGAAAGGUUGUAUCUUUAUACAUGACCAGAAAAUAUGAGUAUGAGUAUGAGUGGCGUCUCCAUGGCCACACUGCCUCCAACAGUGUUGUUUUUUGUCCAGAUAUUUACCAGUAAUAUGUGGUGUUAGAAAUAUUAAAGAUAUUUUAGUUUCAUAACACUUAAAUGUUUAUACUGCCACCUAGUGUAUGGGUGUGUGUAGUGGAUGGCGUGGGGUGAAUUGCAGACUGCUCACAUGGCACCGUGUUGGUGAUACUUAUUUCAAAAACAUUAUCUACUUAUGCUGAUGACACGCCUUUGUCCAGCUCAGUGUGUUUACCAAGUUUCAGUAUGAAAUAUUUUGAUCAUCUACUGGUAAAGAAAAAAAAAUAAUGAAGACUGAAGACGAACAGUAACAUGACAGACUCAUUAUAUAUAAUUAAUGAACGAGAGAUGAAAUGAUUGACUGUAAGCAUGAACUUACCCUGACCUGUUCUCCACUCUGGUGUUUUCACACACCAUUAGUGCGUUCUCCUCCAUUCCACACGCCUAAAACCUGUGAAUGAAUAUGUGAUGGUGUCCCCUCUCUCCUCCACCCCCAUAGGUACCUCAAGCCAGACGUUCAUAAGAAAUCCAAGCACAAAACGGCGGUUAUAAAAAAAACUCUGAACCCAGAGUUUAAUGAGGUAGACUUACACGUUUGUGCAUGACAGCUCAUUUAGACUCGUACUGUUGUCAGAGAUUUUACACUGCAUGCAAAGUUCCUGCAACCUAUUCAACAGAGGGCCAAUUACUGUUUGAAUAUUAUUAUGAGCUGCCUCAUUAGCUGCCUCUUCUCAGGAAAGUUUGUUGGAUGUGACCUCCUGCCCUUUGCACCCAUCUCCAUGUCGCUCCUCUCUUUAUUUAUUUUGCAGGAGUUUUUCUAUGAAAUCACCUUCUCAGAGUUAACCACCAAGACCCUGGAGGUCACAGUGUGGGAUUAUGACCUGGGAAAGUCCAAUGACUUCAUAGGUGAGAGGUCAACAAACACACACACGGCUUUUCACUUUCUGCUGGUGCUUUAUCGAUCACAAUUAAAGCAGUUGGCCACGUUAUGAAGAGUUUGAUAAUGUUGUACCCAUAGCAGACGUUGCCAAGGAUAUUUUAAAGUUUUGCUUUAUUGUCCUUCUGAUCCAAGCACCGCAGUGAGUGUAAUUUGUCAUAUUUUAUGGGCCAAAAGGGUGGCUUUGACAUUUUGGCUGAAAAUGAGCUUUAUCAUUUAUGUGCUCUGUAAAUAGGAUCAUGAUUUUAUUAUAUCCUUCCUCUGUUUUCAAAUAACUUUUGUCCUCUUCUACUUUUCUCUGAGUUCAAAGUCAAAUCUGAAGGUGUUAUUUACAAGAAACAGAAGAAACCGACCACGCAGUGUAGUUUCUUUUUGCAUCACAUCUACUUAAAGCAUCACCUUAAGCCCUGUGGAGUUAGAUGAUUUACUCGUUGGUGUCUUAACAUUUUCCUACACUCUGAAGGACGCUCAGAUUUGAGCAUUUUUAUUUAGCAUCAACAAAGCUUCACAUAUUGUUGAUCGUUUAUUCCAAAAACAACACUACCCUUGUAAAGGCCCUUUCAGGUUGUGUUGAUUUUGGUGACCCCUGUGGACAAAACAGAAAUAAUUCAAAUGCUGUCUUUUAUUCAUGUUGGUGUUGUUUCGGGCAAAAAUAUGUGUCCUUUUAUUUCAAAUGUCAACUAACAAUGAAACCUUGGCUCAGAAAUGUAAAACAAGCUGUUGCAGCAGUGAGCUUUUUAAUGCCGCCUACCCCCUGGCAUGGUGUCAGGCACUUUUUUAUCACACUAUAGAAACAGUCCAUCUGUUUAUUAUGGUCUUGUUUUGCUUUUGCAUAUCACACAGAGGAAUCAAUAUUUAAUUUGCACUGCUAUACUACUGACCAUAAACUUUUUACAUGAGCUUUAAACAAACUAGAUUUGAAUGCUGACAGCCCCUUGAAUUUUUUUAGGAGCUAAACUACAGCUUUGAUAAAGCACGUGUGAUUACUUUUUUCUCUUAAAUCUAAUAGAGCGAUUUGUAUUGUCCUUGCAAAAAAAGAGGCUAAAAAUCAAAGAAAAAAGAUUUUAUUCUAGUAAUGAUGUGAAUGAGGAAGAGGAUUACUAAAUAAUCUAUGCAGAAGAAAACAGCCACAUCAGACAUCGUGGAAGAUUUAUUGUCCAUAAAUAAUGUUUGCAUUAAAGCUAUAGUUGUUUACCAUCCUUAUUUGCUGACUUUAUCUUUUUUCCUUUGUUUUGAUUUGAGAAAAUGUGCAGCUAAGGGUCUCUCCCAUUACUGAAAACCUAUCCCACCUCUGCUCUGAUUAGGGGGGGUGUCUUUUGGGUGCCACUCACAAGGCGACACUCUGCAGCACUGGAUAGACUGUCUGAAGAACAAGGGCAAGAAGGUGGAGCGCUGGCACACGCUGACCAACGAGCUGCCUGGAUCCACCCUGCCGGAGUAAGAUGAUCCUCUUCCUCUGCGCUCUGUCAACAGAGAGAUGCCUGAAGACUAGAGACGAGCGACGAUUCAUCGCAUGCUCUGCAUGAAUAUGAUGAGGAUUCAUGUGCUGUUUACUUUGUUUCAUAAAUGAGAUCAUGAUUCAUAACAACAUAUCCAAAGGGGGUCAUGGUCAAGGAUCAGUACCGUAAUCUUGCAUUUGAAUAGGCUUGAUGCAAAUGUGAGAGCGUCCCAACAUAAAGCUAAUAUUAUGAGAAUUUUUCAUAAUCAUAUUCAUAGAGAUUCAUGUCCCUUUCGUGGAUUUUAUGUUAAUCUUAAAUGCUCCUCUGCACUGGUACAAGCUGGUUUAAAUUUGAUGGAGAGGAGAGAUUGAAAUCGUGCCGAAAUUUAAUGAGGGUAAAAGCUAAAUUACUCUGUCAUUUUCAUUAAAACUCAUCCUCUGUCUCUCUGCACAAACACCUCUCCUUGCAAUAAUGUUUUUUCUGAAUGCUUCCAAAGAUUUUUGAGUGGUCUCAAUAAUGCCGAUUAGUUUGUGUAUUGAUCUGAUCACCAGAUUGUCUACAGAACGCAUAGUUGGUUGUCUUUUUGCAUGUUUUGGUGUCAAUGAUGCAAACGUAAGUGAGGUAAGUGUGCUGCAGAAGGAAAUAAUUACUGUAAUUUAUUCCCCUGAGGAUAAGAAUUUCAUUUAAUGCAAGGGUCAAACAGUUUUUUAGUAUAUAAUCUUGUUCAAAGUUCAAAGUUGUUUCUUGUGUCAGCUCUGUAUAACAGUGUCAGUAUCUUUUGGUGACACACUGAUGUUGACAUGCUUUUGCUUCAUAAUCCCUGACCUGUGUGGAAGGGUACAAAUAUGUAAUUAUCAAGAAGGUCCCAGAACAGAUUGAUUUUGUUGUGGACAGUUGUGCAUGGUAAUAAAAUCAUCAUCCUCUGUUAAAUAUCUGAUUUUGCUGAAUGGUGUGUAGAGCGCAGUGUCGUGUGAUAGCUCUCCAUGUUGCAGGCUGUCUCUGUGCUGGGUCUCAUGUGGUUGAAGAGACAUCCUGGAAUCUCUAAUGGUGUUCAUAUGUAUAUAUCUGUUGUGUUUGCUUUGGGCGUUUGUCUUUUGGAACAUCAGGUGUGCAUGACUUUAUUUUAUUUUUUUCAUAAAAAAAAUUCAUACCA